Messenger RNA from Entamoeba invadens IP1, 408 nucleotides. RefSeq names its product protein serine/threonine kinase, putative. The transcript has 3 exons. Gene Ontology annotation, molecular function: ATP binding; protein kinase activity. Bases 1 to 408 code for a protein of 135 amino acids. Gene Ontology annotation, biological process: protein phosphorylation. The record is from RefSeq and is a predicted model, not a curated record. Lineage: Eukaryota; Evosea; Mastigamoebida; Endamoebidae.
AUGAGAGUAUUCCCAUGGAUAAAAAAAAUUAAUUUCUUUUUAACGCCACUGUGUUUCUGUAAAAUAGAAGAGAAAAUGUGUGCAAAGAUGACUGAACAAAUUAAAUUUAAAGCAAAGAUCGAAAUGACGACUAAAUUAGAUAAUCACGAGUUAAAAGAAAUUAAGAAACUUGGAGAAGGGAGUUUUAAUAUAGUUUAUUUAAGUGAUUUUAAAGAUGACAAAGUAGCUAUUAAACAAUUAAAAGAGGGUUGUGAGACACGAUCUAAAAUGAAAGAGUUUGAGAAGGAAAUUGCAAUGUUAGAUAAAUUUAAGUGUGAGUACAUCGUCCACUUUUAUGGCGCUGUCUUCAUCUUAAGUCGAAUUUGUAUGGUCACCAAAUUUGCUUUAGGUCUUUCAAUGACUUUAUGA